UAAACCGGUCUUAAUCACCUGAAAAACCGGUCUUAAUUAGGUUUUCUCCGUUUGCUUAUAUAAUCACCUGAAAAGUCGGUCUCUUUCUUAAACCUAUCUGUUUCUCAAAUCCCGAAUAAAUAGGAACUGAAAUAUUAUAUAAGAUCAUCGUUACACAUACCUUCUUCUUCUCCAUUUUUCUCAAUUCUCGCUCUUGAGCUCUGUUCAUUGCGUACAAAGCCAACCUUUUACUCUCUAGCUACAUAACUCGAAUUCCUUCUAGUUUCUUUUUUUUUGGUUCUAUUUCGACAAGAGAUAUAUAUCAUCAAAAUGGUGAAAUCUGCUGAUGAUAUUGUUUCACUGAUGAUGGUUCUUUAUCCGGAGGAGAUGAUGCAUGAAAUUAUCGGAGAGAGGAUAGAGAACAUGGAUGUUAAACAUACACAAUCGCGAACGAGUCCUCGAAAACGCCAAACUGUUGGUCGUUUUGAGGUCGGACCAUCUUCGGAAGAGGAGUACGAUCCUAAUAUCUUUGGGGAUGCCGGGCCAAGAAAGAAGAGAAGUCCUUGUCACCGAUCAUCUUCUUCUCGCACGAUGACAACAACACGGACGCGUGCCAUCGAACAACAAAGAUCAGUCACUUCCGUGGAACCAGUACUACAAAACCCUAAUCUGGGUUUAGAGUCUUCUCCUUCUUCUUACGUUAGUCGUCGUUCCAAGGAAAAACGUCCCAUUAACGUGGAAAAGAGAAGUCGAAAGAAACGCAAAGUCGUUAGUCCUUUAGAGGUGGAACCAAUUCAAACAACUCCAUCGGAGUGGCUUUUGAACGUGAUGAGGAGAGAAGAGAACGGCUACAAUCCGAAGCUGAUCUCAACGAGGCAACUCUUUCAGACUGAUCUCAGAACACACCAAGCACGUCUCUCAGUACCCUUUAAGCAGGUUAUCAAUCCGGACUUUUUGACAGAGAAUGAGACAAGAAUCAUAAAUGAAAAUGCCAUGAAGAUUCGUGACGAUGGUGUGAGUGUGGAUUUGGUGGAUCCUAAUCGGAAGAAGCAUGAGCUUGAGUUGAGGAAGUGGAAGAUGAGUGGAAACUGGUAUUAUAACUUUGUUAAAGGUUGGAAAAAUGUGCUUGAUGCUAAUAACUUUAAGGAAGAGGACGUCUACCCUCUCUGGUCUUUCCGAUCUGGAACAGGUAAACUCUGUUUUGCUCUCACCCCUAAAAAUUCCAGCAACAGCAACGGCUCCACUUGAGGAGAAUCUGGCCGUGGAAACUCUCUUCCUGGGGGCGAUGGCGCUUCGACUUCCGGUGAAUCUGGCCAGGUACCUGUUCCUCCUCCUCCGGCAAGAGAGUCUAGUUACUCCGGGCAAGGUUGUUCAGGAGCGAGCAGCUCUAGUUCUUCCUAAUCAUAACUCUGCUUAUUGCUUAAGCCACAAGUAAAAAGGAUUUAGUUUUCAGGCAAUUCUGGAUUAGUUUUUUUAGUUUUCUUUCUUUCUUUUUAGGUCAGUUGACUGAAAUAUUGGGGCUUUGUCCAAAUUGUGAGACCCAUAAUGUGUUUUGAAUUUAGAUUAAAUAUUAACUUUUUUCUUCA
This is a messenger RNA of Arabidopsis lyrata subsp. lyrata, 1565 nucleotides long. Its product is annotated as putative B3 domain-containing protein At2g27410. Gene Ontology annotation, molecular function: DNA binding. The record is from RefSeq and is a predicted model, not a curated record. The transcript has a single exon. The coding region runs from base 310 to 1227 and encodes 305 amino acids. NCBI's taxonomy places the organism in Eukaryota, Viridiplantae, Streptophyta, Magnoliopsida, Brassicales, Brassicaceae.